This is a messenger RNA of Periconia digitata, 1359 nucleotides long. The record is from the annotation of a GenBank genome assembly. NCBI's taxonomy places the organism in Eukaryota, Fungi, Ascomycota, Dothideomycetes, Pleosporales, Periconiaceae.
CCCCUCACAUCCCAUCAUCCCCGCAACAAAAGAGACAAACAAAUCUCAAUAACAAUGACGACCAAACCGGCCAUCGGAUUCUGCGGCCUCGGCGCAAUGGGCUUCGGCAUGGCCACGCACCUCGUGAAAAGCGGCUACGCCGUGACAGGUUUCGACGUGUGGGCGCCGACGCUCGAGAAAUUCGCCGCAGCCGGCGGCACGCCCUCGACGUCGCUGCGAGCGUCUGCACAAGACAAGGCCUUCUACGUGUGCAUGGUGGCGACGGCCAAGCAAGCGCAGGACGCCAUCUUCGGGCCCGACGGGAUCCUCGAGGGGUUACCGGCGGGCGCGACGCUGUACCUGUGCUCGACGGUGCCGAGCGCGUACGCGGCGGGGGUGGACAAGGAAUUGGGCGCGAGGGGGAGGGGCGAUGUCAUGUUUGUGGAUGCGCCUGUUUCGGGCGGGGCGGUGCGGGCGGCUGAGGGGACGUUGUCGAUUAUGGCGGGCGCGUCCGAGGCGGCGUUUGAGAAGGGGCGGUGGUUGCUCGAGGAGAUGGCCGCGCCAAAGAAGCUGUUUGUCGUUAGGGGUGGGGUAGGUGCUGGGAGCAAUAUGAAGAUGGUGCAUCAGGUGCUUGCCGCGGUGCACAUUUUGGCUGUGAGCGAGGCGUUUGGGUUCGCGGCGCGGUUGGGGUUGAAUGGAGGGGACGUUAGGGAGGCCGUGGUGGGUGGUGAGGCUUGGAGUUGGAUGUUCGAGAAUAGGAGCGUGAGGACGCUGGCUGAGGACUAUUUCCCCGGUGCGAGUGCCGUCACGAUUGUGUUGAAGGAUGCUGGGAUAAUCACUUCCAUGGGUCGAUUGCUCGGCUUCCCGCUACCGCUUUGCUCCAUUACGGAACAGGUGUUUUUCUCGGGUCUGGAUAAAGGCUUCGGUCCCAAUGAUGAUGCAGGUCUCGUGCGCCUGUGGACAUCUGAGCCCGUUUCCAGCAUCCAGAGCACGUAUUCAGAAGAUGAUAAGAAAGCCAAACUCAAGUUGGUGACCGAUCUGCUCACCGGCAUUCACCUAUGCGCCGCGGCCGAGAGUCUUGCGUUUGCUAAGCACGUUGGAAUCCCACUGGCUCAGAUGUAUGAGCUCGUUGUCGAGGCUGCUGGUGGCAGCGCCGUAUUCAAAGACUACGCCACCAAGAUGAUACCCAUACUAGAGGGGAAUGGGACUGAGGAUGCGACUAUUCCAGAGGCAUAUUUUGACGGUUUGAAGAAGGCUGUACAGGAGGCUCAGGGCUUGCAAUGUCCACUGUAUCUGGGUAACGGUGCCCUGAGCUUGCUGUUACAGACGGGCAAGACUUUGAAGUUGAAAUCGCUACUAGGACUGUAUUCACCUGUUUGA